This is a messenger RNA of Dreissena polymorpha, 2915 nucleotides long. RefSeq lists its product as uncharacterized. The record is from RefSeq and is a predicted model, not a curated record. Gene Ontology annotation, cellular component: IRE1-TRAF2-ASK1 complex. Bases 426 to 2231 code for a protein of 601 amino acids. Gene Ontology annotation, molecular function: protein serine/threonine kinase activity; RNA endonuclease activity; ATP binding. Lineage: Eukaryota; Metazoa; Mollusca; Bivalvia; Myida; Dreissenidae. Gene Ontology annotation, biological process: intrinsic apoptotic signaling pathway in response to endoplasmic reticulum stress; IRE1-mediated unfolded protein response; mRNA processing. The transcript has 10 exons.
UGUCUGAAACUCAGAGCCAAACUGGAAAUGUACCUCGUCAAAGCGAUCCCCGACCGUCUCAUGAUUGUCCCUCUACCGUUUUCACGACAGCAAAUCGACGAAUGGAAUCCCUACACAAAACAAGCAUCAUGGCAAUCAGUUCCCACAGGUACAUCAACCUAUUCAUUUUGCAUUCGGAAAUCAGACAAUCUUUCGUCCAACUAUUGCGUUCACACCUGCACCGACUCAAAAUGCCCGACCUCAGAAUAAUGCCACACCAGAAAACACUGGCAACAAUUGCAACAACGAGGAUCAGCUACGUAAUAACAGGCUUCAACCCAUAUAUCGCCCAACAGGUAUGAUUCGAGCUCAACUUCAAUCCAAGCAACCAGGUCUUGUGAAUUCCAUGGGUCAACGAGCGAACCUCGAAGGUGAACCGAAAGCGGAUGGUAAGUCAAACGAUGCCCUCCAAUCAACUUCCGGUGUUUCAUGAGAAGCGCGCAGGUCCAGUUUCACAGGCUGGUUCGUUUCAACAAUGGUCAGUUGACGAAUCUCCUUUCACCAAGUCAAAUAUGCCAACAAACAGCAAUGGUAUGUCCGAUGGGAAAGGGCAGAUUAACCAUCAAUGCCAGGAAACGGGACAUGGUUACCCGAGCAACUGGAAAAACAUGCCUAAGGAGCAGUUACAACCAAAUGACCGGAUUGAGCGACCGGUGGCGCCUGUUGGAAGCUACAGCGCGAUGCUUCAAGCCCAGAGGAACAGAAAAGAUUAUUCAAAUGCUCAACCACCCAGAAGUGGUGACCCUUUCAGCACUGGACAACAGCCAAAUUCGUACCAUACACAGGAUGUGACUCCUAAACAUAUCAUGCAGAAAGAUCCGAAUCAUGGACAGGUGCCAGCAGCCACCAGAUUUCCGGAUGUUUAUAUGCAGCCCCCGCGCCCAUUUCCCAACAACAAACUGCCGUCCCUGCAGACGAACGGCGCCCUAAUUGAAACGUGCCAAGCUCUAUAUGCCGCAAAGAUUAUCAGCGUGCGAUGGAGGGACGAACUGGAGAGACUGCGAGGACUUCCGGCGCAUAUGUGUAUGUUUGUCAAUAACAUUGUGAUCCCGGCUGCAGACAAAGAUCGCGUGUACAUUAGCUACCACAGCACGGGCCCUUCCAUCCUAGGUCACCUGCGUGACGGCACGGAGGUGUCGGUGCGCCUGAUGCAUCCAUCGGCUGCCCGCGUCUCGCCCGACCUCGCCAACAAGCUCCUCAACAUGGACGAGUCGGAACACUUCAUCCUCAAGUACAAGGAUUUCGUCUACAGCGAUGGUCUGCUGUACGUGGCUAGCGAGCUGCACGAGUACACGCUGACGGAGUUCCUCGUGCGUGAGCGGAACACAGACGACACGUACAGGCAGCGGAUGUUGUUCCAGCUUCUAAGAGGCAUCAAGCGUCUGCACCAGGAUCAUCUGUGCGUGCAUGGGGAGCUAAGGCCGGAUAACGUUCUGUUCGACGUGAACUGGACAGUGAAGUUGGCUGGGUACGGACUGGGUCGUAACAGAGAAGGACCCACGGUCGACUAUAGCGAAGACGACAUGUGUUGGCUUCCACCAGAAGUUCUCGUGCAUAAGAAACAGGUCAACUUUAAGUCGGACAUCUUUGCUACAGGGAUGUUGAUCUACUACAUCCUGCGGAACUGCCGGAACCCGUUCGGGAGCAGUCCCGCGGAGAUCCUGCGUAACAUCGAAGCGUCCUCGCCGCAGGUGGAAGCCGUGUCGGACGAGGCGGCAGACCUCCUGGCCACGAUGCUCUCAAUUAACAAGAUCGAGCGGCCCAGCAUCAACAACACGCUCGACCACCCAUGCUUCUGGGGCGAGGAGAAGAAGUUCCGCUUCAUCAACAUCGUGGGCUCUGACGUAGUCUACGAACUCAAGCACGGGUUAGACAAACGAGAGUCCAUGAUUGACAUCCUGUGUAAUGUUAAAAAUACCACAAAGUUCUGCAAAUGGAUGGAAGUGAUCGAGCCCCACCUGCUGCGGGACAUGACGGUGUACCGCCAGUACAAGAACACUCUGCUGGACCUUGUGCUCUUUGUGCACAACUACUGCGCGCACACCGACAAACUAUCUGAGAGGUCGCAGCGGGCAGUAGACGAACCCUGCAGUUACUUUCUGUCGCGCUUCCCGUCGCUCUUUAUGGCCGUCUACCGGGCGAUCAAGCGUUCCGGCAAGCGGCACAAGACCUGCUACGCGCCAUUCUUCUAGGACAACUGGAACGCACGUAACCUAGACGCCACGGGUAACACGUGGUGACGCUACUUUCUCAUUUUAGUGCGUUUAUCCUACUGUUACUUCAUAUAUUUGUUUUCAAUCUGGAUUGAGCUUCUAAAUGAUGAUACAUAAUUAUGUAAUUGCUUUGAUUUUAAUGCGCCCCUUGAAGCUUAUUUACUGUGUGUCAUUCUGAUGUAACUGUUUUAUAUAAUCACGAGAUAAUCAUGAGAUUAUGAGUACGUGUAGUUUUGCUGUUCUAUUAGCGCUAUUGCUUUGAUUUAGGAUCGUAUUUUCAGCUCUUCGAUGUAAUCAUGUUUUCAAAGAUUUCGUACAUGUAUAAUUGACGUUUAAAUAGAUAAAGAGUAUAUAUAUUUAGCUGAUUCAAAGUUUAUUUACACCUUUAUUUGUAUAUUCAUAUAUUGUAUGAUUUUAUUCUUUUAUAGGGUGUGAUAUUUCGGACAUUUUAGAAAUUUUACAAUGUAUUUGUUACCUUUUUUUCGUUUACAAGUUACUAUGAUACCAGUAUAUUUUACAUUUCAGUGUAGCUAAAUUGUCGUACAUAUUUUAUAAUGUGCACUUGUAUUUCUCGUAUUUAGACAUGUUUGUGAUAAUUAUUGUGUGAUUCAACGUUGUUAUAUGUUUAACAAAUGAAUUUUAAAUAAAUGUUAGUAAAAACGC